Ceutorhynchus assimilis (cabbage seed weevil) is the source of this 9845-nucleotide messenger RNA. NCBI's taxonomy places the organism in Eukaryota, Metazoa, Arthropoda, Insecta, Coleoptera, Curculionidae. The record is from the annotation of a GenBank genome assembly.
CUCCACUCCAACGACUCCACCUCAUGGUCCUCAUGUCAUGUUUUGUGCUUUGUUUAUGUUUUCUCUUUCGAGGUUAUGGUUAUUUCAAAAUUUAAGUACUAAAGAAUGGUAUUCCUCAAUGUAUUCCUUCGUUCGUAGCUCAAUUUUUAAUUAAAUAAUAAGUAAAAAAAUGCUCACCUGUAAUCAAAAAGGCUUUUACGAUUUAAAUGUGCAUGAAAAAUGUUUUCAAAAUAACUUGAGGCGAACAUUGGAAACUCUGUAUUCCCUAGGCUAUCGCACUGUAGCAGUCAACCAAUUAAUAGAUGUAGACUCGAUCCCAGAGACUAAAAAGAAGAAGAAAAAGGGUGAACCUCGAGAAACUUUAGAUUGUUUACCAGAACCUUUCGAUCUUAACCCAAUCAAAGAAACAGCAGCAGCAUUAAAUUAUGAAAGUUUAACUUUUCUAAACAGAUUAACUUUGAAAUUUUCAAGUCAAGAUACUCUUCACAAGUAUCUCAAAUCAAUCAAUUUUAAAAAAUAUGAUUUAUUUGGAGUGAUACCAGUCACAAGGGAAGCCUUAACAUUUGUAUGUAGCAGCUUGGAAGCUGAUAUUCUAAGUUUCGAUGUGGAAACUAGAUUAAAUUUAAGACUACAAAGAAAAUUAUUUACUCAACUAGUGGACAGAAAUUACCAUUUAGAACUAACUUAUGGCCCAGCCAUAGAAGAUUCUACAAAGAGAAAAAAUCUAAUUAACAUCUCUCAUCUGUUUCACACUUAUGGCAAAUCAAAAAACAUUAUUUUUUCAAGUGGUGCAGAGUUUUACAUGCACAUCAGAAAUCCUUACGACGUUAUCAGUUUGGGAUUCUUAUUUGGCCUAAACGAGUUACAAUCGAAAAACUCUGUUAUGAAUUUGCCAAGGAAGGUAAUUGUUAACGCAACCGGACGGCGUCAUGGAAAAUCUGUUAUGCUAGUUGAAAAUAUGGACACGAUUGUUGAAGAAUCCGUUUUGGUUGUUUCUGAUGAAGAAAGUGAAGACGAAGACAUGGACACAGAUGAACCACUGCAGAAAAAAUCGAAACAAUGAAACUCUUGAAUAAUAAAAAUGAGUCAAAUAAUGUUUUAAUGUUUAUUUUUAUAAGGGCCAAAUUAUGGACUGACUGGUAAACAUCUGGUUGUUACCUAGCAGGUACUUUCUAUGCACUAGAGAAUAGAAAGUACCUGCUAGGUAACAACCAGACACUUACCAGUUGGUCCAUAAUUUGGCCCUAAGUGAAAAGAGGAUAAUAUAGGAACAAAAAUGUUGGAACCAUGAAAAAAAUUGACAAUUUAAUGUGAACACCGUGGUGUUGCAGUUGUUGCACUGAGUUUUUGAUGGUAGGUGUUCCACUCUAGAGCGACUCUUUUUUGCCAGAAGAAUUCGCUACUAGGAUUGAUUGGAUCGACAUAACCUUAAAAAAACAAACAAAUGUCAAUAAAAGUCAAAACAAAUCAUCCAGCCAUUCAGGCAAAAAUUUUAAAAUGGAUAAUGAUGAUACCGAAAGCACAGCAACAUCUAUAGACGAAAAUACCGAAAACUUUUGCGAAAAUCCAACCAGAGACACGAUAGCCGAAGGGUUGAUGGGCCUUAUCAAGCCCACAGUUGAUCAAUUGGACGAAAGAAAUUUCCCAGUUAGAACUGAAACAGUGUAUUGAGAGCCUCAGCGAGGAACUGAAAAAGGUAUCUGAAGCCCAGCAACAUUCCAUAGAUUUAGAAAUUUAUUUGAAGAAGUUAAUUAAUGCUAAACAAAGAGUCACAGUUUUAUCAAAUAUAUUACAGAAUGCACAGGAACGACUAAAUAAAGUUCACAUGUCCAUCGACAAAGAAACUGUAAAGAGAAAAGUACUUUUGAAUAAUACAGUUGAAGAUCCUGAAUCACCAAAACAAUGACAUUAUCAACGCCCAUUUACGACCUUAAAGAAUAUCCUAACGUAUAUGAACCUAGUGAAGAUACUCAUUUAUUCCUAGAUGCCCUAGAAAAAGACCAACAUUUUUUUAUUAAAAGAAAUCCCACAUUAGCUUGUGAAAUAGGCAGUGGAAGUGGUAUUCUUAUAACGGCUCUAGCAACAAUCCUAAAAAAAUCUUGCUCUUAUUUUAGUACAGAUGUCAAUAUUAGUGCUUGUGAGGCUACCAAAAAAACUGCUUCAAUGAAUAGUGUCAAUGUAGAACCAAUUGGCAUGAACUUGAAUUCGUUUUUCAAAUGUUGUUUCGAUGUAAUCCUAUUUAAUCCUCCUUAUGUUGUUACUGAAAAUGAGGAAAUUCAUGGUAGAGGAUUGAAUAGGGCUUGGGCAGGUGGCAGUAACGGACGUUUGAUUAUAAAUGAUUUCUUGAAAAUUUUGCCUGAUAUUUUAAGUUCAAAGGGGGUGUGCUAUUUAUUGUUGUUGAGAGAGAACAAAAUUGAAGAGAUUGUAGAUAUUUUGGCAAAAAUUGGAUUGAAGAAUGAAAUUGUUUUGGAAAGGAAAAUUCCAGGAGAAUAUUUGUAUGUUUAUAAGUUUUUUUGGUAGACAUUUAUCUUGCUAAUUAAACAUUCUUUAUCCUUAUAUACUUGUUUUGUCUGUUUCUCUGCAUUUGGUAACAGAUUUUGGCAGUAUUCGUUCUUCUUUGGCUUCUGUCCAACCAGGGAUGCAGAGCUGGGCAAGCUACUUGGAAAAAGUAGCUAGCUACAAGCUACAAGCUACUUUAUAUUAGUGCUAAGUUACUCAGUAGCUCAACUACCUCUUUGAAAAAGUAGCUAAGCUAUUAGCAACUUAACUACAUUUUGAAUUAGUGGAAGCUACUAUUUAAGCUACUUUUAUCAAUGUACAUACAUGCCUAACCUAAUUUAAUUUCAUAAUAUCAUCAUACGAAAAUAACAUAUUAACUUUCUCUAAGAAGUAGUAUCCAUAUUUUUGUCAAAAACCACUGGACAUUAAUUUAUUAGGUUCACUUUGAUCACAGUGAUCUGCGAAUGCGAGAAUAAAAUAGGACACAUAAAACAUGGGUACCUACAGAGAUAACUAGAAACUAGUCUAAGCAAGGCAGGAUAAGAAUUUUCCGGAAAAUGAUAAUUGUAGCUUGAGCAAUUAAAGUAUAAAGUUACUUUUAUCGAGCGGUAAAUUUAAACGCGGGAGAUAGGUUGGUGGAAACGUGCCUUUAUAAGGGGAAAACUGUUUAUUUUUGAAAACAAUGUCGAAUGGAUGCCAUUUUAUUAUAGGUAUAGGUAGUUAUUUUAUUUUUGAACUAGAAGAGUCCGCUGCGCAUAAAACGUAAUAAGUAUUUUGGGCGUUGAGUAUCGUUAACCACACCCUCGCGCGGUAAAUGAUACUUUCCGCCAUUAAUACCUAAAUAAAAUAACUAGUAACUAUCUACCAAAAGAGGCUUAAGUAGCUUGUUUUAGUAGCUAGCUACUUUUCACAGUAGCUUAUGAAUACUUGAAACGCAUUACCAAAAGCUACAGCUACAAGCUACUUUUUUUUCAAAGUAGCUUGAAUAAGUUAUUAGCUACCAAAAAAGUAGCUAAGCUAGUAGCUUAACUACUAGCCUAGCUACUGCCCAGCUCUGCAGGGAUGGCAAACAAUUUUCUCUACUUUGGCUUUUGGAUUGAUAUUUCCAUAUAAAUUAACACAAAUAACCAUCCAUACAAAAGUCCUACCGAAAUAUUUAAGAUAAAGAAAAUAUUACAAAAAUAUAUAAAAGGCCACAAGAGCUAAUAAUAGGACACUUGGAUCAAAAGUGGAUUUUUUUUUAUUUUUUUAUUUUUUUUUUUAUUAUUUUUUUUUUUGCUGCCUUUUUUUACUCCCAAAAAUUUUCUGAUACAACAAAAGUCUCCGUUGGUUUUACCCUGCGUUGGUAAGGUGAAAAAUUAUAUCAAAUAUGGUAAGGUGGGGUAUGAGAUACCCCAUUUUCUUUUUAUAGAAACCUGGAAAAUAUGGAUAUUUUCGUAAAGUUAUAUGUUUUCAUUUGUUGUUUUGAUGCUAAAUAACUGAAAAUUUUUCACAAAAUAUUCAUAAAUAAAUAGUCAAGAACCAUUGUUAAAACGGUUUCAUUAACUGAAAAAAAAAAUACAAACGAAGGUGACACUCCCAGGAAAAGAAAAUAAACCAAAAUUCUCACUUAAAACUUAAAUUGGCGUGAAGUUGAUAGUACAAAUUAACAAAAAUAUAUAGUGGUGCACGAAAUGUUUCAUCAAAUCAAAUCAAAAUAAGCUUUAUUGUCUAAAAAAUAUCAUUGUUUUUCAUUGACAAAGCAAAAUUCUUAUUACUAAUUAAUUCUAAGUAAAUUAAGUUAAAUUUUUACCACAAUUAUGAACCUUAAAAAAGACAAAAAUCAUGAAUCAAAUCACUAGUUCAAACUAUAAACUUAUGGUGCAAAUUAGGUUAAUAAACAUAAAUAAGAACUUUACAAGAAAAAAAAAAAAAACAGAAUAAAUAUAAAUAAAUAAAUAAAAUUUAACUUUUUAGUAGUCAGUAUAAAAAUAAAAUAAAAAACAAACGAUAUAAAAAACAAACAACAAAGAGUAAAACAUCUAUGUGGUAAAAGUAAAAAACAAACUAUAAUUUGUGUGACUGUUUUGUGAAGGGAAGGCGCACUCAGCGCAUUGUAUUCUAUAACUCAACAUGUACCAAAACCUAUAAAAAUUAUACCCUAUUUUCCAAUUGGAUCCUCUACCUAACACACAUGAUCAUAAAAUUCCUUAAGACUAUAAAAAGCUUUAGUGACUAGAUGUUGCCUGACUAAUGAGCGAAAUAUAUCAUAUCUGUUACAGUUCUUUAUUUGUUGAGGUAGAUGAUUAAAAAAUUUUAUACUUUCGUAUAUAACUGAAUUUUUUGUAAGAGUAAAUCUAGGUACUGGCAAAGGCAAAUUAUCCUGACGCAGGUUAUAGUUAGUCGUUUGAACGAAACCAGAGAAUUUUUUAAAAAUGAGACUCACAGAUUCUAAAAUAAUUUGUGUGUUUUCUUGUCUAUCCAAUGUCUUACAUUCAUCAAAAUUUGGUUUCCAUGUUCCAUGCAUAUGAACCCCGUGCACAAAAAACAAGUAUAAAAUGACUUUCUGUCUUUUCAUCUUGGACAAACGUAACACCUCUUGCUAAAUCUUAGCCCUUUUAGAGGUCUUCCUAUGGCUUCUCGAAUUUCGACUUCAUUGAGAUCCACUAUUUUUCAACGUAGCGCUAGACCAGUUCAGGGAUUCUGUAAGCGAUUCACUCGAUAUGACUUUACUAGCGCUAGCGCCAUCUACAAGUAUUAGUGAAGUUAUUCCAUCUUGAUCAAGCCAAAACAAAAAAUAUCUCCCUAAAAAUAAAUAAAAACACCUACCUUGAUGACCUAUGACAGCAGCAGUAAAAAUCACAAAUUCCGUAAGGUGGGGUAUGACAUACCCAAGAGCACUUUACCGGUCCCGUAGAAAGUACAACGCGACUGGAAGAGUCUAGGAAUGAGCGCACGUAACGGAGGAAUGUUUUUUUGGAAGGUACUCCAAAGAUGAAGCCAUCAAUAUUACUAUAUUUAAAGUUACAGACGCGUAAAUUCAGCUGGGGUAUAUGGUACCCCACAUUACCAACGCAGGGUUGAAGCAGCCUGGAAAAAGUCACUUGAAAGUCCCCCAAAAAAAUCAAAUUUUGCAUGUUAUCAUUGCUCCUUUCAAGGAAAUUCUGUAAGAUCAUUAUUAUUUCAUUUAGUUAAUGUCAACCGAGAAUUGUGUAGUUAUUCUGCAAGUAUUGUGACAGAAUGGCUAUUUAUAAAAUGUUCAAAAUGUAAGAAUUUUAAAGUAUCAAGAAAAAUGUUAUUGAAACUGAAACAUCAGCAAGGAAAACAUUAGAAGAAAACGAUCCACAAAGUUGCAAUGAUUCUUCAGAUUGACAACAUAUUUGCAAUAUCUGUUCAUUAUUUGAGACUACAGAUAAAAUAUUAUUUAACGGGCAUUUAGUGAUGCAUCUUCAGUCAAAUAACGGUGAAGUUCAAGGUUGGGCUUGAGGGAGAACGCAGAAAGGGGGGAGUCAAAGAGAAAAAAUAAAUUGCACAAUUGUGAACUUUGUUCCCAUUAAAAUCGGGUAAAAUGUAGCAAAUUGGGUUAAAAGCAUGAAACUUGUCAUAGUUAUAAAAAAAGUCACAAAAUAGGGUUUAAACCCUCCUAAGGGAUGAAAUUUGAGGUGCUGCGGGUCAUAUCACUUUAAAUGGUCUAAAAACCCCUCUGACACGUCUCACGUUAACAAGCACAAUGAUGGAGGUAUGAUAGUUAUAAAAUUUAACUACCUAUUGCGAUUUUAAGGGAUUCAUAACCACUGUUGGUCAACAUAUAAAGGCAAAGCAUGAAGUUAUAUGUACUUACAACAAGUGCUCUUACACUACUACUGAAGAUACAAAGAAACAUAGUAAUCGUCUCAGUUUUGCACACUAGUGGAGACUCUUAUUUUUAAGUGAAGCGAAGGUACAAUCAAAAUGUUUUACAGCUGAUUUAGAGCUUGGAUAUUUCUGAUGGAAUUAUCGUAGCUUUAGUUCCAUCAAAAAUAAAAUUUAGAACACCAGAAAAUAUUUCUAUCACAAAUCAUUUUUUCGAAAUUUCAAGAAAAUUCAGCAGAAAUAAAUCCGAAUUUCAGUAGAGAUCCAGAAAACACGUCAUUCAUCAUUACCUGUUGGAAUGUUGCGUGGACAUUUUUUAAUCCAAAGGGCAUUCGGAUGAUUCCGUAAUGUCCGUUUUCUACACUGAAAGAUAUUUGGGAUGGCUUAAUUAGAAUUUUUUUGCUUCAUAUUGACUCUAGAAAUUGCAUAUUGAGUAACUCAGGGGCGUGAAAGAGUUUCAUAGGUAUUUAUAGCUUCCAACGACAAAGGCUUUGGAAGGGGACAGUUUUGGAUGGCUUCUGCCUUCUCGAAAUUCUGAAGACUGAUAAUUAAUGCUUUUAACUUUUCAAAGCAGUUCUCAACUUCCAGAGACAAAUAAAAAUUGAGAAAAACUGCCAUAUAUAUUCAAGAAGAGCUCCUGCGCCUUUUGAGGACUGCAGCAGAAUUUACUGAUUAUCUGCUUCAUUUUGUUCUUGGAAAGUUAGUUUUGAAUUUUCAGUUUAUAGCUUCAAAGACUUUGAAAAAAUGCUAUUCCGUAUAGCUUGAUCAGUUCAAAUCUUAACCAAAUGUUUCAAAAAGAGGACAAAUAAAAAACCGUUUUUUGAAAAGAUUGCGUUUACAGAGAGAAAAUUGAAAUAAAUUUGUGAGACCAAACUCAAAAUAAAAUUUACUAUCCACUCUGGAUUUUUGCCAACCCUGUGUCCAACAUUUGUGCUUGAUUUUUUUUGGUAAUCUAUUUUCAUGAUCAUGUUUUAUAGCUUGUUUUUGGUGAUUCUUAUCUAAAUCCCAAAUAUUGAUGUGCUAAAGAUAUUCCUCAUCGAACCAGACAUUGUCAAGUCUGCCGUUCACUGAAAGAAGCGUAGCGGAGUUUGGUGGAGCAGCCAAGUGUGAGGUGCAUGUGUUUCUAAUAACUAUUACAACUAGGUACACUUUACUUACAUAUUAGAAUAGAAAUUAUUGUUUUCAUAUAUAUAUUUUUUUAUUUGAAUUAAAAUACAUAGUACAAACAAUUACACUAUAUAAUAUAUUUUAUUUUAUUUAACCGUACACCACAUUAUAAUUAACAAAAAAAUUAUUCAGUUUCUAGCCCUUUGAGUUACUAAACUCAGCUACUGUCAAGUUAUAGCUUAUCAGAGGAAUAAAAAUUCUCUAACUGUUUAUGUACAAAUAUCAAAGGACAUAGUCUUGCACGCAUUAAAGCUCAAAUAAACAAGAAACCUAAAUUUUAUAAAAUAAUACCUAGUUUUCAUCUAGCUUCAAAAGGUGUUUUACUCAAAUCGUUUUCUCUGCCCAAGCCUUCUUGGCCAUCGCAGAGAGUGAGGCUGCUCUUUGACAGAAACCAAUACAAUUGUUCCACUGCUCAACUAAGCUGAGUUGGGCAAGCGUAAUCUGCGAGCACAGCUUGCACAUUGGAACCUAAACUUACAUUAGCUUCUGGGUAAAUACAAAACUUAACAUACAAUACAAAAUCCUAACAAUAUAGAAUGCUUCAUUUAGGCUUUAAAAUUAUUUUGGUAUUUUUUGAUAGUUACGCCAUUAGGCCAAUUACCGAGUAGCUCAAAUUCAUUCAAUAUGGAGUUGUCAACGAGCACCUUAAAACAAGGCAACUUUCCGUCUUUGUACAAAGGCAAAGACUGUACUGUGAAUUGGUUUUUUGGAAAUUUUACUUUCAAGUAAGAGCUCAAGUCGGAUUCGGUUGUACCUAUUUUAAGUUUGCCAACAUACAUCCAAGUGUUUUGACGAUUAUUAGAACUACUGGUUUGCUGUUUUCUAAAUUUUUUGUUUCUAUUUUUCUGCUUAUUAUCAUUAUUGCCAUUGUUGGAAUUCUUGUUAGCAGAAUUUGAAUUCAUUCUUCUGGAAUCAGUAGGUCCAGUUUUUUCAAUGUGGAUCUUGAAAUUGCCAUUGCUAGGCAUUUUCACCAUGCAAAAUGUAUUAUCAUUGUUUUUUGGCUUAUUAGUUUUAGGUUUAUCUACUACGACAAACUUCUUAUCAUUUUGUUUUGUUGAGGAAUUAUUAGAAUUAUUACUGGCUCGAUUAUAUGAAGAGUUUUUUUGAGUUUUUGAUGGAACAGGCCCAGUAUACCUAAAAAAUAAAACAUUUAUCAUUUUUGCUGAAAUAAAAUAAAGAAACCAAAAGCAACAUAAGCCAGCUUGUUCCAAAAAUAAAUGAUACUAACCCUGUAUUUCCAUUGUUAUUAAAAUGAUCGGUAGAAGGGCCAAAUGAGUUCUGUGGUGGUGGUCUAUAGUUUGGAUUGGCACUCGAGUUUCCUGCACCCCGAUUUAUGGACACAUCAACUGGCAUAUGAUUAAUGUGUCCUUGUAUGUUAACAUUUCCAGGAUUUUCAGUUCUUGGACUUGAUUGCCGUUGAUUUAAGCUUAUAACAGCUUCUGCCACAGUUUUAAACACUGCGUUCCACAUUUUAGCUUGAAAAAACUUGAUUUUAUCUUUUUGUUCACCUCCCAAAUUGAUAUUUAAAGCCCUCCUCUAAAUGGAAAAAUGAGGCAAACAAAUAUGUAAAACUUACUCAAGAGCUUCACAGCCUACUAACACCACACAAAUGAGUUGGGAAGGUCCUUUUGGGUAACUACCUAAUAGAUCUGUGACCGGGACUGCCAACAGAUGAAAAAAAUAUUUGUUUCUUGACCCGAAUCUAAACAACAAUAAGUUUAUAUCCAAUUUCAAUAAAAGAAUUACCAAUUCCUGUUUAGGUGGAUUUUUAAUGAAAUAGUUGAAUUAUAUGGGAGAUAAAGGAUCCAUCAAGAAAAUAUAAUCAAAUAUUUAUAAAUAAAUACAAAUGACAUUCUUCUUUUAUUUUUCAAGUUUGGCAUGUGGCAACAUUAGGUGAAUUCUUUUGGCAAAAGAGUGGAUUUAUAACAAACAUAACUUGUUCCAGUUCGAUUUGGAAGCCUAGUCAAUACUCGGGCAAUUUUACCGAUUGACGAGGCCUUGACCAGUUGCUCGGUAUUGAGUUUUCAUUUACCGACAAACUUUUCACAUAGAAAUUCUUUGCUGUGGUAACACCUUUAGGCCAGUCAUUAGGUACGCAGGGUCGGCGCAAAUGACUUUAGCGCCCUAGGCAAAUGAACUGUCUGCCGCCCUCUUCAAGUGAAAGUACAAAUAUGCAUGAAAAUUGUACGUAAUAGUGAUACCUGACUUACAAAAUAUAAAAUAUCAACAUGAAAAAAAAAAAAAAAACAUGUUAAAAAUAAAUACAAAUUCAGGGCCGUCGUUAGGCUUCUGGCUGCCUCGGGCAAAAAAAAUGCAAACCUGGGCUCAGUUAAGCUGGCCCCCCCCAG